AUGGCGGACGCGGACAUCACCGGCACACCCUCGAGCUGCGCCAUGUCCUCUCCCGCUUGGCUCCCGGACCGCAGCAGCCUUUCAAGGCUGCUCGCUUCGCCAGUGAACGUGCCGAAAGGAUGCGGCUGUGGCGGCCUCUUAUCUUUGGGGGAUUGGCUUCGAUCUCUCUGCGAGCCAUGGCCAGAAGACGAGGAGCCCGGCCAUGCCCGGUUGCAGCGGCUCCACGAGAAGCGGCUCCGCGAGCAGGCGGCGGAGAGGGCCCUGGCAGAGGCGCGGAAGCUUGCCGAGGAGCAGGAGGCUCGGGAGUGGCAGGAGGAGCUGAAGGUCUUGGAGACGAAGAGGCUGCGCCUGCAAGGCGAGGAGCUGGAGAAAGACUGCUUGGCCUAUUUUGCCUCCGCGGAGAUUCUUUUGAAGGAGGACGUCCUUCCGGAGAGGUCCUCCGUGCCGGAAGAGGUGCAGCCGGAGGAGGAAGAGCAGCGAUGUUGGCAUGUUCUGGAUCCCGUCGAGAGCUGGUUUCGUGGCCUCUUGAAGGAUCGGCGAGGUGAAGAUGCGGAGCAUGCGGAGCAUGCGGAUCAUGUGGAGCCAGAGGACUCCGAAUUCAACUCGUUUGGCGAAAGCGAGCUGGAGCACGGGCAUUGCGGAGCGCUGGCAGAGUUGUGCGCGGCGCUGGACCGGAGCCUUGCCGAGGCCAAGGAAGCUUUCAAAGUGCACGAGGCGAAGGCCGUCGAGGCUGUCGGCGAGGAGACCGAAAGCUUCAGCGAGCAACUCGACCAGUUGCUCGCCAGGUACCAGGAGGACGUGUCCAGGGGUUCACGCAACUCGUUGGAAGUGGUGGAAGUUGGGGACGUUGAAUCGUCCAAGGCUUCCAAAGCAGAAGAGGCCGCGGACUGGGUUAAAGCGCUCGUGGAAAUUUUAGAAACCGUGCUCCCGAAGCUGCGGAAAGUUUCUGAUGCUUUGGCUGCUUCACCAGACCCGGGCUCCGAACGCCUGUGCCUUGCUUUGGCCGCUUCCGAGCUGGGGCAGAAGUUCCGCUGCUUGGAGGAGAGCGCCCCGCAGGGCCCAGCGACACCAGUCCCUCGCUUCUUCCAUCAGGGCCCGUUUCUGGGGCCCGCGACAGCGGACGUCCUCUGGGGCCUUGUGGCACAACAAAAGCCGUUGCUGUUGGAAAACUGGGUCCUCGUUCCCGGGUCACCGUCCUGCUGGCAGAUGAUGCGGGCGACCGGCGUGGGCUGGUGGGGGUCGGCGUUGGAUCAGAUCGUCACGAGACUCGCGCAGGCCUCCAUGGCCAAGCUGCGAAGCAGCAGCAGCCAUUCGCUUUCGCUGGCGGUCGCAAGGCAAUCGCAAAGCUCUGUGGCCACCUUCGAUGCCGGCGUUUGGGGCCGGGCUCCGGAGGAGCAAGAACAGGUGGCACGGAAGUUGGCCGUGGACGAGGCGGUCUUCUGGUCCGUGGUGUUGGGUGCCACAGCUCCAAAACUGCGGGCGCUCUGCAAGACCGGGCUCUUCAAGGAAGGCCAAGGCGGGCAGCUGUGGACACUGCUGAGUCACGAGAGGGCAAACGAGCCUGCGUUCCUGCGGAAGAAUGCUUUCCGCCUGCUGGAGCUGCACCGUUUUCAUCUGGCAGCCGCAUUGUUUCUGCUGGCUGGUAGCUGCGAAGAGGCUUUGCAAAUCAUCUCCAGGCAUUUGAAGGAUCUACAGCUCUGUGUUCUCGUUGCCCGAGACCCGAAGCACCGCGAAGCGCUGCAGAAGGUCUUGCAGCGGACAGAGGCAGAGGAUGUCUGGCUGCGCCGGUUGCUGGCCUACCACAGCCAGGCGGCCAGCGAGGCGGAGCCGGAAGAGCCGCAAAGGAAACGGGGAGCGACGGGAGCGACGGCGGGCCAGCAGGACUUCGAUGGUUUGCGUCUCUCGCAUGCUGUUAGGCUGCUGCCAGAAGUGGAGAGGCGAAUCCGAGCUCAGCUCGGGCUUGGCUAA
This is a messenger RNA of Symbiodinium sp. CCMP2456, 1968 nucleotides long. NCBI's taxonomy places the organism in Eukaryota, Dinophyceae, Suessiales, Symbiodiniaceae. The record is from the annotation of a GenBank genome assembly.